AUGUCUAUUGUCAACACUCUUUCCGGGGCUCCUUUACCCGAAGUCAGUUUACCCGGGAACUGUCUGAGGCCGGGGAAAGAAGAUGUUUGCCGCGUGGAUGUGGAACAAGUAAAUGCGUUUGAAUUUACAAGAGUAUCGGAUGUCGGUCUGAGGAGUAUCCAGCGUGAAACAGAGGUAGACGCAAAGUUACAGCGCCUUAAAGAGAUAGUGUUGCGGCGAUGGCCUGAAACCAAACCAGAGGCAGAUUAGAGCGUUGCUGAGUAUUGCACGUUCCGUCAUGAAAUAAGUAUCUAUAAAGGGGUGUUGAACAAGGGAGAUAUAGGGUUAUCGUCCCCACUGUUCCCCGCAAGUAGCUGCUGUCUCGCAUACAUGAUAGUCAUCAAGGGGAGCAAGCAUGUUUUCGUCGUGCAAGGGAUGCUCCUUUUAGGCCUGGCAUGAGCCAACGUUAAAGAUCUGAUGAACAAGUUAAAGAUCCGAUGAGCAGCUGCAUGUAGUCUUUGUGAAAAUUUUGAGCCAGCACAAGCCAAAGACCCCUGAUGAUGCCAGAGCUUCCAAAGCGCCCGUGGAGUGUCAUUGCGCAGGAUAUUUACAGUCUAGACGAAAAAGACUUCCUUAUAACAGUUGAAGCUUCCAGCGAAUUCUGGAAAAUUGAUGAAUGACAUCAAACUACUGCAGCCGACGUUAUCAGUACUACUAAGCAGCACAUUGCCCGCUAUGGAAUACUUGAUCGAGUUUACAGUGAUAAUGGCCCACAAUUUGACUGCACAGAAUAUGCAUCAUUCUUUCGCCGAUGAUUGGCAGACAGCAUUUUUCAUCCUCUCCAUAUCUCAAGCAAUCCAACAGGCUUGUACAGGCAGCAGUGACAUCUGCGAAAACCCUACAGAAGAAGGCACAAAGAACUGGACGAGAUAUGUGGAUGUGCUUCCUGGAUUAUAG
Messenger RNA from Paramuricea clavata, 936 nucleotides. NCBI's taxonomy places the organism in Eukaryota, Metazoa, Cnidaria, Anthozoa, Malacalcyonacea, Plexauridae. The record is from the annotation of a GenBank genome assembly.